GCCCUCGAUUUGCGUUUGCCAAUCACACGAUCGCGUCGGUCUUGGCCAGAAACGGGUCACUGACGUACCCGCUUGGUAUUGGCUUUGGCAUUUUCGAGCGGACGCUUGGCCCCUUCGGUACCAUCUCGAUGCGUCGUGUGGCGUAUCCGGACGUGCUCGUCAACUGGAGUCGGUCGCUCACAGCCCGUUUCCGCGCCGAUAUGGGGACGGCGAGUCCAGCGGCCAUAGAUCUGUUUAAUCGCUUGAACGACGCGGUCCAGCUGACGCAAGCGCCGCGGGCGUGGGGCGUCGCCAACUACCUCGGCGGUGACUUUACGUGUCCGACGCAGAACGCAGUGCCGUUUGUGGGCAUUUACUUCUCCAACCAAGGCGCGUGUGCCACCAACAUGGAAGACACGAUCCUUGUGACAGCGAUGGCUAGCAGCGUCGCGCUCUUGGCCGCUGGCCCGCAAGUCGACUUGCUCGAUACGUGCGCGCACGCGACGAUGCAAGUCUCCAAGCCUUGUCUGCGAGCGUUCACCGCGACACGCACCUUUCUCGACGAACGGUGA
This is a messenger RNA of Saprolegnia diclina VS20, 551 nucleotides long. RefSeq lists its product as hypothetical. Lineage: Eukaryota; Oomycota; Saprolegniomycetes; Saprolegniales; Saprolegniaceae. The record is from RefSeq and is a predicted model, not a curated record. The coding region runs from base 129 to 551 and encodes 140 amino acids. The transcript has a single exon.